This is a messenger RNA of Papilio xuthus (Asian swallowtail), 1561 nucleotides long. It is a transcript of the gene CPR143, whose product is annotated as cuticular protein RR-2 motif 143. Bases 121 to 1365 code for a protein of 414 amino acids. The transcript is spliced from 3 exons. NCBI's taxonomy places the organism in Eukaryota, Metazoa, Arthropoda, Insecta, Lepidoptera, Papilionidae. The record is from RefSeq and is a predicted model, not a curated record. Gene Ontology annotation, cellular component: extracellular matrix.
GCCGCGCAAACAUGUGUCAGAAUUAUUAAACGUCAUUUCUUGGUUUCAAGUUUUGUAAACGUUCAAUAAGUGUGAUUUGCCUUAAUUUUGUUUAUUUUGGAUGUUAAAAAAUUGAAUAAAAUGGCGCCUUUAACAUCCAAAUUAGUUACCGCAAUUCUAUUAUUAACGAUACAAAUAACAACAUCAGUUAAAUCAAACUCAAGACCUGUAUACGAAGUAAUCAACGAACAAUCCAAAGCUGAAGAGAGGCAAAUCAAAACAAGCGCUGUCGCCAACUUACCAUACGGAAACCCAUUAGCUGACAACUCACAACAGAAUGCCAAACUACACGCUUACAAUCAACAAGCUAUGUUCAACGCUGAGAGAGUAAGGCAACAUAAAGCACAAAUACAACAACAACAAAGAUGGUUAAAGACACCACAAUUGGUACAUAACUAUAUGCGAGCUUAUCAAGAAUCAGAGGAGAACCAUCAAUUAGCUUUAGAAAAAGAACAAGCUAAAAACGAUACAAUAGAAACUAAAAAACCAACAAAAGAUACAAUAAAACUAGAAACAGUCAAGGAAAGGAAAAGAAAACACAGAUCGUACGGAUCAAUUGCAUAUCAAACAACAAAUAUACCUGAUAAUAUCAUUUUAAAUCCUAAUAUAAUAAAUAAAAUGGUUAUUAUACCAAAAUUAAUACAACCACAAUAUGAUACUCAUAGUCAUCAAUCAGUGCAAGAUAUUGAAACAUUAAAUUCUUUAUUAAAUAAAAAUCCUAACGUACAAUUAACUGAAUUCAAUGCGUUAAUAAACAAACCAAAAAUCAAUAUUAACAAUGAUAAAGAAUUAGAAACACCUAUUGAUUUAUAUUAUCAUUUAAAACCAUCAAAAUCUUUCAUACAUACACAUAAAGGAAAUAUAAUAAUAAAAGAACAAACAGAAUACCAAACAGAAGAACCAAGGUACAAUGAAGCAGUAACAAAAGAAAUAAAUUAUAUUAAUAAAGAACUAAUAAAUACCGACUACAUUCCAUUAUACGAAGAAGAUAAAACAAAAGAAGUAGAAGAACAAAGAUAUCAAGUAUAUGAACCUAUUUAUAACCAUAAAGAAGAUAAAACUGAAGAAUUAAACGAAAUAUAUUUAAAUAAAGAUGGCUCCCGUAUGUCAGCAUAUGAUGAAAACCUCAACUACGCUUCUAGCUACGAAUUCGGAUACAGAGUACGUGACAUGCACAGCGGGAAUAACUUCGGUCAUCAAGAAGAGAAGAAAGGAGAAGAGACGAAUGGACAAUACCAUGUUCUUCUACCGGACGGGAGAAUGCAGAAUGUAAGAUAUUCAGCAGGUCCCGAAGGUUUUCAUGCUGAUAUCUCUUACGAUCACUAAUUUCUAUAAAUAGGUAGAUUGCUUGGAAAUGAUCACUUUAUGUUCCGACUAAAUCGCGCCUGUUGAUGUUACUGACAGUUAAUUCUACCUAGUGCGAAUUCUCACGUGCUAGCAACCGUCAGCGCCGAAAUGGCGGAAAUCAAAUGGGCACGAAAUAACAAGGUUUAUAGCCUUUCCAUGUAUAGAGGUCAUUGCU